Messenger RNA from Sclerotinia sclerotiorum 1980 UF-70, 1053 nucleotides. RefSeq lists its product as hypothetical. Gene Ontology annotation, biological process: transcription preinitiation complex assembly; transcription initiation at RNA polymerase II promoter. Bases 1 to 1053 code for a protein of 350 amino acids. Gene Ontology annotation, cellular component: transcription preinitiation complex; nucleus. The record is from RefSeq and is a predicted model, not a curated record. Lineage: Eukaryota; Fungi; Ascomycota; Leotiomycetes; Helotiales; Sclerotiniaceae. Gene Ontology annotation, molecular function: RNA polymerase II general transcription initiation factor activity; TBP-class protein binding. The transcript has 2 exons.
AUGAUGGCCCCGCCACCAUUGGACAAGACAACAGAAUGGAGUCAAAAUUUGAAUGUCACGGUUAUGUGCAAGGACUGCAAGGAGAUUCCACCAAACCUCGUCGAGGAAUUUUCUUCUGGAGACUUGGUCUGCGAUACAUGUGGUGUAGUCAUUGGUGAUCGGAUUGUUGAUACACGCUCCGAAUGGCGUACAUUCUCCAACGAUGAUCAGGGGAAUGAUGAUCCAUCCCGUGUUGGUGACGCUGCUAAUCCUCUUUUGAAUGGUUCUCAACUUUCCACAACAAUUGCAUUUGGUGACAGCUCCGUACGCAGUCGGGAACUUUACCGUGCUCAAGGUAAACAAGGUACAGAUAAAUCAACCAAGGCUUUACUUGCGGCUUACAAGGAAAUCGGUGCUCAUUGCGACGCUGUUAACAUUCCAAAGAACGUUUCCGAUACCGCGAAGCAUCUCUUCAAACUUGUCGAUGAUGCUAAAGCCUUCAAAGGUAAAUCCCAAGAAGCCAUCAUCGCUGGCUGCAUCUUUAUCGCUUGCCGUCAGUGCGAUGUCCCUAGAACCUUUCGUGAAAUUUAUGCCUUGACAAAGGUUUCGAAGAAGGAUAUUGGUAGAACUUUCAAAGCACUUGAAAAAUUCUUUGCUUCAGAUAGUUCAGCCAAGAAGGCGAGGGCUGAAGCCGUUGGUGCUCCUGCAUCUACAGAGAGUUACCAAACAACCACGUCAACCAAUGCCAAAGACCUCUGUACUCGUUACUGCAGUCAACUUGGUCUUAAGAGUCAACAGUUCGUUAAAGUAUCUCAAGGCCUCGCUGAGAAGGUUUCUACCGUUGGUGAUCUCGCUGGUAGAUCACCUCUAUCAGUGGCAGCCGCUUGUAUCUACAUGGCAUCAGCUCUUCUCGGGAAGCCAAAGUCUGCAAAGGAUAUAUCCCAAGUAGCUGGUGUUAGCGAUGGUACUAUUCGUACGGCUUACAAAUACUUGUAUGCCGAUCGAGAGAAACUCAUCGAACCUGAGUGGAUUGCCGAUGGCAAGGGCAAAAUGGAGAACCUACCGGUCAGUUAA